Molecule: messenger RNA, 655 nt
Organism: Ziziphus jujuba (common jujube)
Lineage: Eukaryota; Viridiplantae; Streptophyta; Magnoliopsida; Rosales; Rhamnaceae
Product: ATP synthase subunit epsilon, mitochondrial
Exons: 2
Coding region: 132-344 (70 amino acids)
Biological process (GO): proton motive force-driven mitochondrial ATP synthesis
Cellular component (GO): mitochondrial inner membrane
Molecular function (GO): proton-transporting ATP synthase activity, rotational mechanism
Source: RefSeq, a predicted model, not a curated record
CAUCCUUUCUUCUAGUUGGCUAGGUCUUUGAUUUGCUCGGAACAAAGACACAGGCACACAGAGACAGAGACAGAGAAAGAGAGAGAGAGAGACACACACACACACACACACGCAGAAGAAGAAGAAGAAAGAUGUCGUCGAACGCAGCGGUGCCGUUUUGGAGAGCAGCAGGGAUGACAUACAUAACGUACUCCAACAUCUGCGCCAAUCUGGUGAGGAACUGUCUGAAGGAGCCCCACAGGUCCGAAGCUAUCGCCCGCGAGAAGGUCCACUUCUCCGUCUCCAAGUGGGCCGAAGGCAAACCCCAGAAACCCACUCUCCGAUCAGACAAUCCCCAAGAUUGAGCUUUGGAGGUUAUGCUACCAAGAACCCUCAAGAGUGUCCUUUCUCGUUCAACCUUAUUUCUUGUUUUGUCAGUUUUAGGUUUCAUUGUAUUUGAUGCCCAAAUAUUUCAGACAUGGAUUGAUUUCUCUUUGCUGCAUUGGUAUUGCCUGUAAUAAUGGAGUUGCCAAAUCUACCCUUGAGCUACAUUUUUACGGAUAUUUAAAUGAGAUAAUUCUCAGGCUGUAGAAGAAAUAUCGCUUAUCUACAGCUACUCUGGAUAUUUUUGUUAUAUAUAAGGAAGAUGGAAUAAACUUGCACCUCUCUUUCUCUC